Molecule: messenger RNA, 1656 nt
Organism: Hipposideros armiger (great roundleaf bat)
Lineage: Eukaryota; Metazoa; Chordata; Mammalia; Chiroptera; Hipposideridae
Gene: CTLA4
Product: cytotoxic T-lymphocyte associated protein 4
Exons: 3
Coding region: 55-579 (174 amino acids)
Biological process (GO): negative regulation of regulatory T cell differentiation; immune response; regulation of T cell proliferation
Cellular component (GO): external side of plasma membrane; membrane
Source: RefSeq, a predicted model, not a curated record
CCUGAAAGGUUUCCCUCCGCUUCCUGAAGACCUGAACACUGUUCCCAUACAGCCAUGGCUUGCUUUGGGUUCCGGAGGCACGGAGCUCAGAUGGAUCUGGCUUCUAGGACCUGGCCCUGCACUGCUCUGUUUUCUCUUCUCUUCAUCCCCGUCUUCUCCAAAGGGAUGCACGUGGCCCAGCCUGCAGUGGUGCUGGCCAGCAGCCGAGGUGUUGCAAGCUUUGUGUGUGAGUAUGGGUCUUCGGGCAAAGCCACUGAGGUCCGGGUGACAGUGCUACGGCAGGCUGGGAGCCAGAUGACUGAAGUCUGUGCUGCUACAUACAUGGUGGAGAGCGAGUUGACCUUCCUAGAUGAUUCCACCUGCAUUGGCACUUCCAGUGGAAACAAAGUGAACCUCACCAUCCAAGGGCUGAGAGCCAUGGACACGGGACUCUACAUCUGCAAGGUGGAGCUCAUGUACCCCCCUCCUUACUAUGUGGGCAUGGGCAAUGGAACCCAGAUUUAUGUCAUUGCUAAAGAGAAGAAGCCCUCUUACUACAGGGGUCUAUGUGAAAAUGCCCCCAACAGAGCCAGAAUGUGAAAAGCAAUUUCAGCCUUAUUUUAUUCCCAUCAAUUGAGAGACCAUUGUGAAGAAGAAAGACCAUUUUCCAACUUCUAAGCACUGAGACAAUUCUACCUUUGUGCUAUCCAGUUGUUUCUGUUUGUGUACUUUGGGAGGAUUCAUCUCUCUUUCAUGUAAAACUGGAUGCAGAACUCAAAUUAAGUGUACUACAACUCAAGGCAAAGGAGCAGGAAAACAGAGCCAGGGUGUUUCUAUCAUAUCACGUCGAAUUUUAGUAAAAGCAUCCCUUGGGAGCAAUAUGGGGCUGCAGCAUUAUGAUAUAGUAUCAAGGAAAUAAGUUAGGGAAUGGCACAGGCCAGGGAAAGCCCAGGAAGGGGUGAAGAAGAUUUACAUGAGAGACGUUUCUAGCUGAAAUGAUGUUUUCAAGUUAAACAUUUAUGCCGUGUUAUUUUUCUUAACAAGUGUAUAAUUAAAUGAGUACUUUAAAAAUACUCACAUGGCUAUAUUUUAGCCAGUGAUUCCAAGGGUUGUAUUGUACCAAUAUGUAUUUUUUAUUUGAUAGCAUUGUGCAUGGGGGCCACAUGUGCUUUUGUGUACUUGCUGAUAGUUGGAAUAUAAACACUAUAUGGCAGUGUGUUCCCACCAUGGGUUCAGAAGAAGUUUGGUGAAGGGGCUCAGGACACUAAUACACCAGGUGAAAUACAAGGUCACCUGCUAACUGGCUUGGAAACUGGAGGAGAUGGCAGAGUCUUGCAGACAUGUUGGGCUGAAUUGGUGUUGACAUGUGCUUUGGGUUUUUAUGCCAGCUCCUUUUCAUGGUGUUGAAGCCAAAGCUGGUGGGAUCUGAGUUAACUCAAUAGAACACCAUCGUUGUGAAAAUGCCUCAUUCUCGGUGUCCUAUCCUAUGGGUGUGAACUUCAAGGAAGCUCCAUUUACACAGGGCCCCAAUCCCUUCCACAUGGUUAAUGCCACAGACAGAAAGAAGAAACAGGCGGCAGAAUGGAGGUUUCUGAAAACUAACACUGUUGGUGUUUUUUAACUCACUAUUUUCCAUGAAAAUGCAACAACAUGUAUAAUAUUUUUAAUUAAAUAAAA